AAAUUAAUUAAUAAUUAGUGACGGAUAAAAUAGAGAAGAAAAUCUCUGUGCAAAAAUAGAAGGGCAGAUUUAUUUCAUUUUCUUCACACAUUAUUCCCAUUUUCCGCGAAGCUACUGCCGCCAAUUCCUCCAUCUUCAAUCCCACACUACACGACGAGAGAUUUCAGUAAUUUCUUCGAAACAGGACCGAUUUUGGUAGCAGGAACCGCCCAUUUGGUAAUUGGAGUUUGUAUGACGAGCGCAUCGGAGCUGUUCUACAGCCGGAGGUCUCGAUUCGGUCGGAAUUCGGAUCCUUUCGGUGUCGGGGCGGAUUUGGAUUCGCCUCCGCCUCCCGAUCGGACCAAUCGCCGCAGUCGCCAUUUCAACAGUCCCGGCGGCAGUCACGCUCGCCGCGAUCGGCUCGAGCCCGACGGAUGCGAUCCUUUCCGACGGUCGAUUCACCAGCUCAGGCAACCCCUGCACCGCCGUCCUUCCCAUCCACCUCAAGAACACGAACCAAUUUGGCUUGAAGAAGUUGGCCACCAAAUUUCUCCAGGAAAUGUUAGCCACACUGGAAAUCACGUUAGCGUACGUGAUAGGGCGAGAGUCAAUGGGAAUGACAGGCUCCCUGGACCUGUGCUGCUUGCUAGAGAAAGGCUUUUGCAAAGGCUUAGAGGCGUAACUCUCUCUGGUAGCAGGCGGAAUAAUCGGAGUUCGUCAAACAACAUUGCAAUAGGCGAAGAUUUUAGGCUGGUCGAUGCUGGAGAUUGGGAAACAGAAAUAUCUAGGGAUUGGGUUACUUCAGUCACCCACUCAACAGAGUCCAUUGCCCAUCAAACGAGCAGUAGACCACCUGGACUCACUCAAGAGGCACUCACCUCUUUGCGCAUCGAGAUUUUCUCUCUCCAAGAGAAAACCAACGCACAUAACAUGUCAAGGGAUUUAAAGGAGUGCAGUAUUUGCCUCGAGAGUUUUUCGGAGGGAGAAAAGCUGACGUGUCUGCCAUGCGGACAUAGGUACCAUUUUUGCUGCUUGGGUCCUUGGGUACGUACAUGUGGCGACUGCCCGUAUUGCCGUAGGAGUAUUUAUGCGACUGUUGACUGAGUAAACGAGAGAAUCUUGAAAGUUGAACCCUUUCUUUUUUUAAGAUCCCUUUUUUCGUGCUGUAUCGAUUUUGUUGUUGACUUUGAUCUUUUUUUUUUUUUUUUGAUUUUGUGAGGUUUUUGUUUAAAUUCUGACAGAAAGAAAUGUAAGUAUAAUUAGAAUGUCGGUAGAUUAGCUUUGAAUUAGAAAGAUCAACUAAUGGGAAAUCAUAUAGCCUGUAAUAAUGUGUAUUUGUUAUUUGUUAAUUAUUUUGUUUGUUUUA
Erythranthe guttata (spotted monkey flower) is the source of this 1345-nucleotide messenger RNA. Its product is annotated as RING/U-box superfamily protein. The record is from RefSeq and is a predicted model, not a curated record. Lineage: Eukaryota; Viridiplantae; Streptophyta; Magnoliopsida; Lamiales; Phrymaceae. Gene Ontology annotation, biological process: ubiquitin-dependent protein catabolic process. Gene Ontology annotation, cellular component: nucleus. Gene Ontology annotation, molecular function: ubiquitin protein ligase activity.